Messenger RNA from Achroia grisella, 1478 nucleotides. Its product is annotated as neurotrimin-like. The coding region runs from base 469 to 1422 and encodes 317 amino acids. The transcript is spliced from 10 exons. Lineage: Eukaryota; Metazoa; Arthropoda; Insecta; Lepidoptera; Pyralidae. Gene Ontology annotation, cellular component: neuron projection membrane. The record is from RefSeq and is a predicted model, not a curated record. Gene Ontology annotation, biological process: synapse organization.
GCGCGCCCCCCACCCCCCCGCGCGGCCCCGUGCCCUGUGAUCGCGAGUGCUGUAUGUCUGUAUGUGGACGCGACUUCCGCAGCCGAAGCGCGGCGGCGCGAUGAUCGCGCGACACCGCCGCACGCACUGACGGAUGCGAUUUGUCGCACGCGACGUUACCUGCGACUUGCGGGUUUCAGUGUUGACCACUUUUGAAGUGAUAAGUACGACGUACUGAUAAUACGCCGAUGUUUAUUGACAAACCGACCGCAGUGUAAUACAUAUACGGUUUAGAUAGAAUUGAAACAAAUUAAAAGUGAGCGAUUUUGAAGUGUAUUUAAUUAGUUUAAAUAGUGUUAACCGACGGACUUUUGAGGGAUAAUUUCAAGAAUGGAUAAUAUUUACGGAGAGAUUUCAUGACAAUCUAGUGCAAAGAAACAUAUUCAGAUCCUAUUACGACGAGCGCGCGGUAGUGGAGCGUGCGCGACCAUGUGCGCGUGCGGGUGGCGACUGCACGCGCUCACCGCCGUGCUGGUACUCGCCGCACACCUCAUCAAAGUGUUGUCGUGCGGCGAGGCGAGCGGCGGCGGGGGCGGGGCCCGGCUCGUGAAGCGCUACGUGGGGCUCUACACGGGGCCCUACUUCGACCCCUCCGCGCCCAACAACAUCACCACGCAACUCGGCACCCACGCCUACCUGCCCUGCAAGGUGCGGCAGCUGAGCAACAAGUCAGUGUCGUGGAUCCGGCGGCGUGACGCGCACAUCCUCACCGUGGACCGUUUCACCUUCAUCGCCGACGAACGCUUCCAGGCGUUCCUCGUCGAGGCCACGGACACUUGGACCCUACAGGUGAAGUACGUGCAGGCGCGCGACGCCGGCGUCUACGAGUGCCAGGUGGGCACCGAGCCCAAGAUGAGCCACUUCGUGCAGCUCAACGUUGUUGUGCCAAAAAUCGAGAUCGUGGGCGAGUCGGACCUGUACGUGAAGGCCGGCAGCACGGUGAGCCUCAAGUGCGUGAUCACGCAGGCGCUGGAGGAACCCGCAUACAUCUUCUGGUACCACAACGACGAGCGCGUCCUCAACUACGACAAGAGCCUCGUCGAGAUACGGAUGGAGCGCGUCGCGCCAGACACCACGGUGGGCAACCUGAUCAUCUACAGUCCGCGGCGCGAGGACUCCGGCAACUACUCCUGCUCACCCUCCAACCUCGACUCCGCGUCCGUGGUGCUGCACGUGCUCAGCGGCGAGCAACCGGCGGCCAUGCAGCACGGCAACGGCGGCGCGCGGCCCCGCCCCGCGCCCGGCGCGCUGCUCGGCGCCGCCUCGCUCGGCGGGACGAUCGCUGGGACGCUCACCGCGCGAACAUCGCGCCGAGCACUCCUACUCAUCGCCGCCGCGCUCCUCUUUCCAGUGCUGUGCCACGACGAGGAGGAGCCCAAAUAGCGGGCCGCCGACAUGUGGCGCGCCGCCGUCACGCUCGGGGCGCGUCAUGCUCGGCA